Messenger RNA from Spirodela intermedia, 2618 nucleotides. The record is from the annotation of a GenBank genome assembly. NCBI's taxonomy places the organism in Eukaryota, Viridiplantae, Streptophyta, Magnoliopsida, Alismatales, Araceae.
AUGGCGAGGUCGGAAAAUAAUGUACAGGCCAAGCUGGUGGGUAUGUCCUCCUUUUAUCCUUCGCAUAUCUGUGGCUGUUCAGAUUCCGCUUUGUUUGGGAGAAGAGAGAGAGAGAGAGAGAGGAUGCGUGGCUUUGGGUGUUAUUGUUAAUCUCUCUCUAAAUAUUUCAACAUGAAUGGAGGAAGAGGUUGAUCAGAAAAAUUCCCAUCCAUUUUCUCGUCCGGAAUCUCCACAUUCUUCUCUCUUGGGCACUUCUAAAGAACUCUGAAACCUUGUAAUCUCCACGUCGAAGGCCUUCUGGAUCAAUUUCUAAAAACUCAUCCGCCUUUGGAUCUCCGUAGGUGCUCCUCGGCGACAUGGGGUUAGAGAGAGAGAGAGAGAGAGCGUGUGUGUGUGAGAGAGAGAGAAAGAAAGAGAGAGAUAGACGAUGCAUGGCUUUGGUUAUUAUCGUUAAUCUCUCUCUAAAACUUUCAAUAUUGCAACAUGAAUGGAGGAAGCGUUGAUCGAAAAAUUCCGAUCCAUUUCAACACGAGAUCGUUCAUCCCAUUCGAAAUCUCCAUAUUCUCUCUCUAACUCCUCUCUAAAAAAGGAAUAAUAAUCUGUAACCUUCUACUGUCCACGUCGAAGGUCCACUGGAUCAAUUUCUGAAAACACAGCCGCCUGUCGAUCUCCGCAGGUGCUGCUCGGCGAUAUGGGCACCGGGAAGACCAGCCUCGUCCUCAGGUUCGUCAAGGGCCAGUUCCACGACCACCAGGUAUCUCCCACGCUAUCCGUCCCCCUCUCCUCUCUACACGGCUCAGCGUGCAUGAAGUCAACGGCAGCGGUGGUUGACUUCAUCUGCAGGAGUCAACCAUUGGGGCGGCCUUCUUCUCCCAGACCUUGUCUCUCAAUGAAGGCACCGUCAAGUUUGACAUCUGGGACACGGCGGGGCAGGAGCGCUACCACAGCUUGGCCCCCAUGUACUACCGCGGCGCCGCCGCCGCCGUCGUCGUCUACGACAUCUCCAGCAUGGUGGGAAUCCCAUCUUACAGCUUCGCCUGCUUUUUCCAUUAACGGCCAUCUUCCUCGUCCUCUACCUGCGUACAUUCCAAGCUCUGCGAGAAGGCAUCAUCUUCCAUUGCACCCACCAGAGGGUGCUGUCUGCGACAGAUCCAGGCUCCGAUUAUUCACAUGAAUUCCUUUAGGUUCUGCAUGAUUUGCACUUGAAUAGGUGAUAAUCAUCCAAUCAUCAUCCUCUCGGUAGCUAAAAAUAGCAUGUCCCAAGUGCUUUGAGAAAAGCUGCUUGCAGUUCAUCUCGAAGAACUCGCCCUGCGAGGGACGUUGCAGCUUCCCAAAGUAGUCAGAGAUCUACGCCGCUGCAUGAUUUUUCUUGAUCGCCGAGACAGAUUCCACUCGACUCGUAUGAACUCGCAAGUGAUUGAUUGAUUGAAUGAUCACCGGUUCGUUUCUCGCAAUGGCCUCAAUUUUUCAGGAGAGUUUCGUCCGGGCCAAGAAAUGGGUGGAAGAACUUCACCUACAAGGUCAGCCAUUUUUGCCUGAUAUUUUUCUAGCGGAAAAAGAGAAAAUCUUUUCAAUGCCCGAUUUUUCUUUUCAUAGUAAUCGCCGUGAAUCUGAAUGGGUUUCAUUUGCAUGCAUCCGUGCGUUGUUUUACGUAUAAAAUAGUGUAGAAUCGAAUGGACGUGUUACUUGUAGGAUCGACCGACUCAGUGUUGGGCCGCUGUGGGUUGAGGUUACUCGCUGACUUUUCCACCCAUUGACUCUAUCAACAUGUUCCAAGUCAACAGUCGGGGGGCGGAUUUCUACUUUUGAAUGUUUGUCCUUUUAUGCGAAUUGGUCUUCGCGUGUGGGUAGAUGAGGUUCAUAAGGAUUCAUUGUCGGAUGAUUCCGAAUUGGGCUGCCUAAGCUUUGACCUAGCUUCCUUGUGGACCCACCCUUUUAGUCAACCGUGUGCGUAGUAAUCUAGAAAGGAUCAGUUGACUUGGUGGAGGACAGGCCGAAUAUUCUGACAUAAAACUUCAGAACAAGGAUCUUAGAGCGCAGGUAUGAAGGUCGUCUGCUCCAUCCAACGUGGGUUGACUUUUGAACUGAUGAUCGGCGUGUGCUGGUAAUGAAGAGGACUAACAACAGUUCUGUGUAUCCAUGCAGCUCUAAUUUUCCUCACAAACGAUGGCAGGCAAUCCGGCGAUGGUGAUGGUGCUGGCGGGAAACAAGGCCGACUUGGAACCGAAGAGAAGAGUGGACACUGAGGUACGGCAACGUUGACCUCUCUUCUUCUGUGCCUUCUUUCGGUAUGGGGGGAUACAAAGUCAACGGCGGCGGUGGUGCUCAGGAGGGGAAGCUCUACGCGGAGGACAACGGGCUGCUCUUCCUCGAGACGUCGGCCAAGACGGCGCAGAACGUCAACGAGCUGUUCUACGAAAUAGGUACGUAGGGAGGGAGGAAGAGAGAGAGAGAGAGAGAGAGAGGAGAGAAGGGGUUGACUGAAAAAGGCGGCGUUGGUCAACUCCGCAGGGAAGAGAUUGGCGAGGGCGCAGCCUUCGCGGAUGAGCGGGAUGAAGCUACACCGCCAGAGCCGAGGCGGCGGGCAGAGGAGGAGCCUUCCCUGCUGCUCGAUAUGA